This is a messenger RNA of Brassica rapa (field mustard), 2490 nucleotides long. RefSeq names its product probable translation initiation factor eIF-2B subunit delta. The record is from RefSeq and is a predicted model, not a curated record. Lineage: Eukaryota; Viridiplantae; Streptophyta; Magnoliopsida; Brassicales; Brassicaceae.
UUUUCGUUCAUACUUGCCGUUUCCAGCAAGAGAAACAGCGACCUCAGUGUUUAGUGACUGGACUGUCAAGAUCAGCUCAAGCCGUUCGGAUUAGUCUGAUACAAAAAAAAAUUGUAAAACAAAAAAGAUAAUUAAAAAACACUAUUAUUCGUCUGGGGCAAAAUUAAAAUAAAUAAAAUUCGAUCCCAAAACCAAAAUCCCGAGAAAGUUUCCUGAUAUUCCGUUUUGCUCCGAGAAAAAGCGAUAGAGCCUAACCUUCACUCAGCAAUGGAGUCUCGUCGGAACCCUCGCGCCGUUGUCGAUCCGAAGGUCCGGCAAGUCGGUUUCUUCACAUCUUCCCAACCCGAUUCGACUCACCAACCCGACCCGAUCGCCUCCGAAUCUCAUCCCGUCGCCUCCAGCAUUUCUCCCUCCGGCAACUCCCUCUCCCCCGUCAUGAUUCCCCCGCCUCGCCACAACUCCUCCGAUACUUUCCUCCUUCGCGCCGCCGCCGCCGCCGCAUCAGCCGUCUCUCCUUCCUCCUUCUCCUACUCCACCCGCCGCGAUUUCCCCGACGGCUCGAUGACGGCGUCUCCUGGACGCGUUUCCAGGGCGAGUUUCUCGAAGCCGUCUUCCUCGCUUCCCGGCGUCGGGAUGGAUUCUAUGGCGGCGGCUAAAUCCAGCAGCGUUCCAGCUAGCGGAUUGACCACUGUCUCCGUCGUGAAUAUGCCUCCUGGGCUCUCUGAGAAGGAGAGUGACCAGAAGAAGAACUCUAAGCCUUUGAAAGAGAAAACCACCAAAGCUGAGAGACGCGCUCUUCAGGAAGCUCAAAGAGCUGCCAAAGCUGCUGCAAAAGCUGAAGGUGGGAAGGCGCCACUAGUGAGCUCAGGCUCUGUGGCUUCCACAAAUGUUAAAGCUGCUAAACCAGCAAAGCCCUCUUCUCAGAAGAACGACGUCGCUGUUGCUGCUCCUGGACCAUCUGAGAAGAAGGGAGGCCAAACUGAGAAAGAUAGAAAGAAAGAUGCUCCACAUCCCCGCAUGCAAUACGAUGACGAGAGCAGAGUCGUCAAGGCGAAAAGACGUGCUGUUGUCAAACAGACCGAAGCUAAGAACAGGGUUGAGCUGUUUAGGCAUUUGCCUCAGUACGAGCAUGGCACUCAACUUCCUGAUCUCGAGACAAAGUUCUUCCAGCUUGACCCUAUGCAUCCUGCUGUCUACAAGGUUGGUCUUCAAUAUCUCUCCGGGGAUAUAUCUGGUGGCAAUGCUAGGUGUAUUGCGAUGCUUCAAGCAUUCCAAGAGGUCGUCAAAGAUUAUUCGACACCCUCUGAGAAGACUCUUAACAGAGACAUGACGGCGAAGAUAAGUAGCUACGUCUCUUUCCUCAUAGAGUGCCGUCCGCUUUCGGUUAGUAUGGGAAACGCCAUCCGAUUCGUGAAGAACAGGAUCGCGAAGCUGCCUAUAACACUCUCUGAAUCUGAAGCAAAAGCUGCUCUUCAGUCAGAUAUCGAACGGUUCAUCAACGAGAAGAUCAUAAUGGCAGAUACGGUGAUAGUCAAACACGCUGUCACUAAGAUAAGAGACGGUGAUGUCCUUCUGACCUAUGGAUCUCCAACUGCUGUUGAGAUGGUGUUAUUACACGCGCAUGAACUCAAGAAGAAGUUCCGUGUCUUGGUGGUGGAUUCUCGUCCGAAGCUCGAAGGACAGCUACUGCUUCGUAGGUUGAUCAAACGUGGCAUCAGCUGUACAUACACUCAUAUAAACGCCGUUUCGUAUAUCAUGCACGAAGUCACCAAAGUGUUUUUGGGGGCUUCGUCAGUUUUGUCAAACGGAACGGUCUACUCAAGGGUCGGGACUGCUUGUGUUGCAAUGGUUGCAAGUGCGUUCCGUGUUCCUGUGCUUGUAUGUUGCGAAGCUUACAAGUUCCAUGAGAGGGUGCAGCUGGAUUCCAUAUGCUCCAAUGAGCUCGGUGAUCCAAAUGCUAUUUCGAAAGUUCAUGGAAGAGAAGACAUAAACUACUUAGAUGGUUUGACCAAUAACGCAAACUUGCAGUUUCUGAACUUAAUGUAUGAUGCUACUCCAUCAGAUUACAUUUCCAUGAUAAUCACAGACUAUGGCAUGGUACCUCCCACGAGUGUGCCUGUCAUUGUGAGAGAGUAUCAGAAAGAACACUCGCUUGUCUAAGCGCUGCUUUAUAAAGUUUUGCCCCUCAUCAAAGGUGAAAGCCUCCUCCUCCCCUCCAUUCUCUUCCUCUAGCUCAGGCUCUUCUCGUCACAAACCCGCAUAGAGCUUUCCCUCACCGGCUUCUUUAUCGUUGAGUAGUGGACUCAUUUUUGUUGGCCUUUGACAUGUUUUUUUUGUUAGAAACUUUUGACUCUGUGAAGAGUGCGAUUCAUCAACCGCCUCUCCGGGAAAGAUUUUAUCCAUAUCAGUGAUGCUUUUUUGUUUGUUUGUUCGUGUGAUGUAUUGAGUGAAAGCUUAUCUUAUUCUGCCCUUCUCAUGAAGGUUGACCAA